Lutra lutra (Eurasian river otter) is the source of this 2499-nucleotide messenger RNA. It is a transcript of the gene RNPEP, whose product is annotated as arginyl aminopeptidase. The transcript is spliced from 11 exons. Gene Ontology annotation, biological process: proteolysis. The record is from RefSeq and is a predicted model, not a curated record. The coding region runs from base 70 to 2022 and encodes 650 amino acids. NCBI's taxonomy places the organism in Eukaryota, Metazoa, Chordata, Mammalia, Carnivora, Mustelidae. Gene Ontology annotation, molecular function: zinc ion binding; metalloaminopeptidase activity.
GCUUCCCCGCGGCAGUCCGCGAGCUGGUGGGCUUCCAGCACAGUAGUUCAACGGCGGCGCUGCAGGAUAAUGGGGAGCGACGGGCCUCCGAGCGACGGCUGCGUGCCCCCGCGGCCGCUGCACUCGGCGCAGGCGGUGGACGUGGCCUCGGCCUCCAAUUUCCGGGCCUUCCAGAUACUGCACUUGCACCUGGAUCUGCGGGCCGAGUUCGGGCCUCCGGGGCCGGGCCCCGGGAGUCGGGGCUUGAGCGGCACCGCGGUCCUGGAGCUGCGCUGCCUGGUGCCCGAGGGCGCCACCGAGCUGCGGCUCGACUCGCACCCGUGCCUCGAGGUGACGGCGGCGGCGCUGCGGCGACAGCGGCCCGGCUCUGAGGAGCCGCCCGCGGAGCCCGUGCCCUUCCACACGCAGCCCUUCUCGCACUACGGCCAUGCCCUGUGCGUGGGCCUCCCGCAGCCCUGCCUGGCCGGCGAGCGCUUCCAGGUUCUGCUCACCUACCGCGUCGGGGAGGGACCCGGGGUUUGCUGGUUGGCUCCUGAGCAGACCGCAGGAAAGAAGAAGCCUUUUGUCUACACCCAGGGUCAGGCUGUGCUGAACCGGGCCUUCUUCCCUUGCUUCGACACUCCUGCAGUGAAAUGCACAUAUUCAGCUCUUGUUGAGGUUCCAGAUGGCUUCACAGCUGUGAUGAGUGCUAACACCUGGGAGAAGAAAGGUCCGAAUAAGUUCUUCUUUGAGAUGUGUCAUCCCAUCCCCUCCUAUCUGAUAGCUUUGGCCAUUGGAGAUCUGGUGUCGGCGGAAGUUGGACCCAGGAGCCGGGUGUGGGCCGAGCCCUGCCUGAUUGAGGCUGCCAAGGAGGAGUACAACGGGGUGAUAGAAGAAUUUCUGGCCACAGGAGAGAAACUUUUCGGACCCUACGUUUGGGGAAGGUAUGACCUGCUCUUCAUGCCACCAUCCUUUCCAUUUGGAGGAAUGGAGAACCCUUGUCUGACCUUUGUCACCCCCUGCCUGCUGGCAGGGGACCGCUCCUUGGCCGACGUCAUCAUCCACGAGAUCUCCCACAGUUGGUUCGGGAACCUGGUCACUAAUGCCAACUGGGGUGAAUUCUGGCUCAAUGAAGGUUUCACCAUGUAUGCCCAGAGGAGGAUCUCCACUGUCCUCUUUGGCUCUGCUUAUACAUGCUUGGAAGCUGCGACUGGGCGGGCUCUGCUUCGGCAACACAUGGACAUCACUGGCGAGGAGAACCCACUCAACAAGCUCCGCGUGAAGAUCGAACCAGGUGUCGACCCGGAUGAUACCUAUAACGAGACCCCCUACGAGAAAGGCUUCUGCUUUGUCUCAUACCUGGCCCACUUGGUGGGUGAUCAGGAUCAGUUUGACAAUUUUCUCAAGGCCUAUGUUAAUGAAUUCAAAUUCCAAAGUAUCGUAGCUGAGGACUUUCUAGAAUUCUACUUGGAAUACUUCCCUGAGCUGAAGAAAAGGAGAGUGGAGUCCAUUCCAGGUUUUGAGUUUGAUCGGUGGUUGAAUGUCCCAGGCUGGCCCCCCUACCUCCCUGACCUUUCCCCUGGCGACUCACUUAUGAAGCCCGCUGAAGAGCUGGCCCAGCUGUGGGAGACCGAGGAGCUGGACAUGAAGGCCAUUGAAGCUGUGGCCAUUUCCACCUGGAAGACAUACCAGCUGGUCUAUUUCCUCGAUAAGAUCCUCCAGAAAUCCCCUCUCCCCGCUGGGAAUGUGAAAAAACUUGGAGAGACGUACCCAAAGAUCUCAAACUCCCAGAAUGCAGAGCUCCGGCUACGAUGGGGCCACAUCGUCCUUAAGAAUGACUACCAGGAGGAUUUCUGGAAGGUGAAGGAAUUCCUGCAGAGCCAGGGGAAGCAGAAGUACACUCUUCCACUGUACCACGCGAUGAUGGCUGGCAGCAAGGUAGCCCAGACCCUUGCCAAGGAGACCUUCGCGGCCACUGCCCCCCAGCUCCACAGCAAUGUUGUCAGCUACGUCCAGCAGAUUGUGGCGCCUAAGGGCAGUUAGAGGCUCCUGGGCAUGGCUUCUGCCUCUUCUGACUUUUCAGGCUUUCAGAAUACUGUUCCCAAAUUCCAGUUCUCCAAUCAAAUUCCUGAAGUUUACACACCCUUCGGAAAAUCUGUUCUCAGGGCUUGGUGUCUGUGACUCUUGGGCCUCUGCUCUGGUGGAAACUUCUCUGGAUCAGUAAGUCCUGUGACCGGAGAACCUUCCACAGCUCUCUCAGUGUAGGCUGCCGGCUUUGGUGAAGGCGAACAGUCUUCUCCCUCCUCCCAGUUCUCUGGGAAGAGCAGAGAGGAUUUUCUUAUCUCUUCCCUCCCCUUUCCUCCCCUUCCCUCUCCUACUCUUCCUUCCCCUCCCCUUUCCUCCCCUCCCCUUUCUUCCCCUUCUCUGAUUCUUGAAGUACUAUGCAAAGGGCUGUAUUCUGGUAACUCAUGUUUUUCAGGUUUAAUCUUUAUUUUAAUAAAUAUUUUUAAGUGAAAAGUA